Messenger RNA from Mauremys mutica (yellowpond turtle), 2943 nucleotides. It is a transcript of the gene NSFL1C, whose product is annotated as NSFL1 cofactor. The transcript has 9 exons. Gene Ontology annotation, cellular component: cytosol; nucleus. Gene Ontology annotation, biological process: autophagosome assembly; membrane fusion; Golgi organization. Gene Ontology annotation, molecular function: ubiquitin binding. The record is from RefSeq and is a predicted model, not a curated record. The coding region runs from base 56 to 1165 and encodes 369 amino acids. NCBI's taxonomy places the organism in Eukaryota, Metazoa, Chordata, Testudines, Geoemydidae.
CGCCAGGCGCGGCCUCCGGCGCGGGCCGGGGGGGAUUGGCCGCUGCACCGGGAAGAUGGCGGAUCGGCAGGAGGCGCUGAGGGAGUUCGUGGCCGUGACCGGGACCGAGGAGGAGCGAGCCCGCUUCUUCCUGGAGUCCGCGGGCUGGGACCUGCAGAUUGCUCUAGCUAGUUUCUAUGAGGAUGGGGGUGAUGAAGACAUUGUGACGCUUCCUCAGCCAACUGCCAGCUCUGUAUCCAGAGGCACUGCACCCAGUGACCACCGGGUGACAUCAUUCAGAGACCUUGUUCAUGCUCAAGAAGAUGAUGAUGAAGAGGAAGAGGGACAACGGUUUUAUGCUGGGGGCUCGGAGAGAAGUGGGCAGCAGAUCGUUGGCCCUCCAAGGAAGAAAAGCCCCAAUGAGCUGGUGGAGGAUCUGUUCAAAGGAGCUAAGGAGCACGGAGCGGUGGCUGUCGAUCGGCCGGCUAAGAGCCCCGGCGAGAGCAGCAGAGCAAAACCCUUUGCAGGGGGAGGGUACCGCCUUGGAGCUGCUCCGGAGGAGGAGUCGGCCUAUGUGUCAGGAGAGAGGAGGCAGCAUUCUGGGCAGGAUGUACAUAUUGUACUGAAGCUGUGGAAGAGUGGAUUCAGCCUGGACAACGGGGAGCUGAGGAGCUACCAAGACCCCUCCAAUGCCCAGUUUCUGGAGUCUAUCCGCAGAGGGGAAGUCCCAGCUGAGCUCCGCAGGUUAGCACGCGGUGGACAAGUGAACUUGGAUAUGGAGGACCACCGUGACGAGGAUUUUGUGAAAUCCAAAGGUGCCUUCCGGGCUUUCACUGGAGAGGGGCAGAAACUGGGCAGCACUGCCCCCCAGGUGAUGGGCACCAGCUCUCCAGCACAGCAAGCAGAGAACGAAGCCAAAGCCAGUUCUUCUAUCACCAUUGAUGAGUCAGAGCCCACCACCAACAUACAAAUCCGGCUCGCUGACGGCGGGCGAUUGGUCCAGAAAUUUAACCACAGCCACAGCAUCCGUGACAUCCGGCUCUUCAUAGUGGAUGCCCGGCCAGCGAUGGCUGCUACCAGCUUUGUCCUCAUGACCACCUUCCCGAAUAAAGAGCUCUCUGACGAGGACCAAACCCUGAAGGAAGCCAACCUGCUCAAUGCUGUCAUCGUCCAGCGAUUAAUAUAAUGGAACCCACCUCUCUUCACGCGUCUACCUGCUGCGCGCAUGUGUCGUUCGUCCUGUAUGCGCACCUGCGCCAUGCAGCAGUGUCACAUCUACCUGUAGCUCUGGGUUCUUAGAUCUUGGUUGGACUUUUUUCUCAUUAGUUGCAUUUCCCAUGUUUUUGUGAUGAUCAGUGGACUUUAAAAUAAAUAAACAAAACAUACCUGUUUUGAAAGAGGCUGCAGCCUAUUGUGCCACAAAUUCUCCCACUGGAGUUGUCCCAGUUGCUUUAUGGAUCACGUUACUGACUGUAGAGGAGGAGGGAGGUCUGCUGAAAGGGAGCUCAAAGGAAGUAGUUUCCAUCCAUGCUGGGGAAGAACGACUCCUAUAGCAACCCAUUACUCUUCGCUCCUCCUGAGCCUUAUGCAAAAUGCUUCCUUUGUUUCAGUGUGUUCAAUAAAACCAUCCCAGCUGAUUGCCAGGCUGACACUGACAUUGCUGUACCACCAGCACUAGCCGAUAGAGCCAUGGGGAGCCACAAUUCUCUUGUACCGUAUGUGGAUUUGCAUGUAGGGGCGUAAGGUUAAUGCUUUUCUCAUCCUUUUUGAGAAGUAAAGUUCUGAUUUCCCCCUGCCCCCACUACAGGUUCUGACGUUCCUCACAGGAGAGCCCUGCAUGGGACUAGUGUAGAGCUCUGCAGAGGGACUGGGGUCCUGCAGGACCCACCACCGUUCUAGCAGGAGCGGGAUUAAAAAAUGGUCCCAUGCAGGGCUCUACCUCACAGCAUCCAGCCUGGUCUAGUUGUUUUCUCCUCCCUCCAUUAGGCAAGACUGUCUGCAGUUUUGCCUUGCUGUGUGCGGGGCUGCUUCAUGGCUUUGGGAAGUACAGCCUGCUCCUUGGUUUCCUCCCCAGGAGGGCAGGAUGCUGGAUCUGCUGUGGAAGUGAAUGGAAGUGAAAAGUGAUAAAGGUGGAUACACUCUAUCUUAAUGGAAAGUGGAGAUUUUUGGUAAGGAAUUUUACAAAUGAAUUGUUGAGCUGCUAGGAAUGGCCGGGGUGUAACUCAAGGCUGGGGGGAAGAGAUUAACCCUUUAAUUUACUUUCUCACAUUUGUUGAGGACCAGUAUAGCUGCACACUUGGAGUCCUCUACUUUGUCUGUUUCACUGUUUGCAUUUUGGGCUCAGGUCUCUUCUUUUAUUAAGAAUCCUGGGGGUGAAUUCGGUGCUCCUAGAAAUGAGGGGCUAAUGGGAUUAGCUUGAGCCAGGCGUGUAGUGCAUGCAGGUUUGCCACCUAGUGCACCUCACGUCCCAGUGCACCUUGCGUCUGACUCGGUGUUCUGGAUUUAUCCCGUGCAGAGCCGGCCAGCUGUGCUGAAUCAUUAGCUUUGUGGCACCAGCUAAUUCGAUGCUACACUGAGACCAGUAGUAUCGCUCUGAUGCAAGUGUCUGAAUUGUGACCACAUGAGUUGUUAGAGCAUGCAUCCCAUUUUCCAGGCUUAGUCCCGCGCGAGCUUAGCGCUCGAGCACUGUAACACUACCUCCCCUGAUGCUUCACAGUUUUCUGUUCCUCGGAGAGCAGAGAACAAACACUAAGCAUGCCUGCGCGGGGGAGGGGUCAGCAGGUUCCACAAGCUCAGCGUGAGAAACUUGCUUGGCUAGGUGCAUCAAGCACAACAGGCAGGGGAGUGGAUAGCAGACCUACUGGGGGUUGAAUGAAUUAGCAUUUUUCAUGAUUAAAUGGCUACACGAUGUACGUAACGGCAAAUGUUGUAAAUUGUGAAAGUGACCAUUAAAAAAUAGGAAAA